AUGUCGGCGUCGCCCAGCGCGUUGCUUUUACCCGCCGAGUGUGCCGGCUUCGGCGACUCGCCUUCGCUUCCGCGCUUCAUCGUGGGCGAAGGUGGGCAGCAAAAAUUUGUGACCUACAAGCGGCAAGAUGGCAUGUCCAAGACGGCGGUUAACGCUGAUUCGAGCAACUCAGCAACCGCCGCCACAAGUACACCCGUCAAUGCGUCUAAGCCGGUGACUCCCACCGCAUCCGCCCAAAGGCGCACGGGGAAAGACGUUCCCAGCGGAACACGGAGGAGGGCAAGACGCUCAAAGGCAACGGACAGCGCAACCCGUAGCCCCUUCUUGGCCAAUGGUCACGUAUCGGAUAUAUCGUCGAUCAGCAGCCUGGGCAUAGACGUCAGUGGAUCAGGCGUGCUCUCCAGAACCUCGAGCAUCGCCUCCUCCAAGGAGGGGUCGACAUUAUACAAAUCUACACUAGACCGCUUUACGCAGCCCGUUCGUAGCAAUGAAAGGGCUGCCGAUCAUCGCAAACAUGCUUACAUCGACUCGACGCUGCUUGAUGAGGCGUUGGACGCCGAGGAUAUCGCAAAGGCCCGUGCGGAGCUGCAGGACGUAGACUCACUUUCGCUUUCGCAGUCUCACAGCUUUAGCACCAUGGGCAGCGCUGAGGACGAUGACGAGCGCAGACGUAGACGACGCAAGUGCUCGCGCCUGCAGGAGACCAUCAUGCGCGUGCUUGCAAAAACAAAAUCCGACAUAGAGCAUCUCGAGGAAAAAAUCGCUUCGCUCGAGGAGCAGUACUUCUACCAGCCGGCCGAGACAACGGGGCUCGUGAAGGGUUGGGACAACGCCCUCAUGGGCGGGCCGUACUGCAACCCGAACAGCAACAAGGCGCGGAAGGGUACACCCCCCAAAACGAAGCAGCCCCUCAGUCACUCGUUGUCGCUCGUCAACGACCACAUUUUUUCGCUCACGAGCUCCACGUGCAGCCUUUCUAAAACGCUAACGCAUAAACCGGAGUAA
Molecule: messenger RNA, 1005 nt
Organism: Babesia bigemina
Lineage: Eukaryota; Apicomplexa; Aconoidasida; Piroplasmida; Babesiidae
Exons: 1
Coding region: 1-1005 (334 amino acids)
Cellular component (GO): histone acetyltransferase complex
Source: RefSeq, a predicted model, not a curated record